Molecule: messenger RNA, 4572 nt
Organism: Nerophis ophidion (straightnose pipefish)
Lineage: Eukaryota; Metazoa; Chordata; Actinopteri; Syngnathiformes; Syngnathidae
Gene: fam110d
Product: family with sequence similarity 110 member D
Exons: 2
Coding region: 700-2010 (436 amino acids)
Source: RefSeq, a predicted model, not a curated record
GUCCACGCAGCAGAGUGCAGUGCAAGAGUCACACACACACACACACACACGCACACACACAUUUAUCCACGCACUAGGAGAGAACUCGGCGCUUUGCACGAUGGUUGGCAAGUAGGAGAGGAUUAAAAAAAAGGCCAACACGAAGGGUCCGCACACAGGUGAGGCGAGAGCCAGGACCCUCCAGUCCGUCGGACGCGUUAACGUGCCCUGCUGCUGGACGCCCUCGCCAACGACACAAAGUUCCUCAGUACAAAAUGAGGUUCCUUUGAGAGGAGAACCAAAGAAAAAGGGAAACUGAGAAGACAAAGUAGGGGAGGACAAAAAAAAAGUCUUUGGAGCGAGCGCACCCUGCCUGCUAUUUUGGCUGCAUUGUGGGCAGGGAGUGUCUCGUUUGGGAGUGACAGAAAAGGACUUCCCUUUGCCCCCACUCGCCUGACUGUGUAAAUACUGGAUAUCAAUUAUCCUAAAGCUCUAAGAUUACACUAAAAAGACCCUGCGGAAAGUUUACACCCAACGUAAACUUGCGGUUUCCUGAACCGCUAUACCUCUUCUCGCAGCUCUCAAAUCUUCCUCAAAAUGGAAUGAAGCUUUUUUUAAACUCUCAUUAGCAUUGAAAGCGACACGGGACCGACAACGGCACCCUGUAGAACGGCAGAAGAAUAACAAGCUUUGAUGUUUGUUCCGUUCUGUUGAAUCAGCAUGAAGCCCUUAACCCCAAUUGGAUCCCCGUCCCCUCUGAGGCUGCUUAACAAGGGCCCCGACUACCUGCGCCGGCAGAUUGACGGCGGGAGCCACGGACGCUCCGGUAGCGCCGUGGAAAGGCUGGAAGCGGACAAAGCCAAAUAUGUGAAGAGCCAACAGGUUAUCAACACCAAACAAGAGCCCGUGCUGGUCCCGUGCACCACCCCGCCGCCGCUUCCUCGAAGAGCCUUUGCCAUCCCUGGCAGUUUCAGCCCUCAGCUUCCCCCGCGCCGGUUAUCCAGUACCCCCUUCUCCACUCUGUCCAGAUCCUUCGACUCCAGAGAUGAGAAUGAAAACGACGACUCCAGAAAAGAGAACCGACGAACUUCCGUUGACAUUGAGGCUCACAAUAGGAACAACGCUAACAACGGGAAGCCCCCGAGUCCCAGGACACCGGGACUCCAGACCUUGGUGGCGCCGCACAGCGCCCCCGUGCUUCGAAGGAGCACAGGCAAACGUAUGCUGAGGCCCGACUCGCUCCUCAUUUACCGCCAGAAGAAGGAAUGCAAGAGCCCCAACGGCUCCGGUGUUGGGGAGAACACCAGCAUGGAACUGAAGGGUUACAGUUUUGUCCGUCGCCUCUUCCAGGGCUCUAUGAGGGAAAAGAGCAAUGACAAGAUGGUCAUUGGUGAGGAGAAAACACCCUCACGAGAUGGUGACUCUCGCAUGUCAUGGACGAACGAUAAGAUAACAGAUGGUGGACCAGAGAGCAGGAGGUCCAGUAAGACAGACCAAGAACAUAGUCCAGAACCUAUGCCCAGUCCAGAGUUAAGCUUUACUAAUGACGAGACCAGUGAUAGAUUUACCAAAAGUACCACUGAUGCAGACAACAAUCACUCAAGUCAAGACAAGGAUGAAAAUGACCCCUGGAGACGGGCGUCGCCACCGCCAGCACGCAGGACUAAGCUGCAUGGCUCCAAAUCAGAACUCCGCUGCUCCGUGGCCUCAUCGGACCAGGAACAUUUCUUCGACUUUUGCGGCCUGGAUUUGGACAUGAUCGACCGCCUGGGCAGGCAGAAUUUCCUCUCUGGUGCCAGCUCCAUAGACACCCUCUCGCUGGCGCUUCGCAGCGUCACCGGUGACGAAGGCGGCGGCGGCUCAGAAGCCAGCGAGUUCUCCCGACACUCUGGUGACGGGUUGUUCGAGGACGAGCUGGCCGAGCAGCCUCCCACUGGCGUUUCCAUCAUCGAGAGGAAUGCUCGGGUGAUCAAGUGGCUCUAUGGAUGUAAGAACGCUGCUCGAGAAGGACCCAAAGAGUCGACGGUUUGAUUCAGUAUUGCAGAGUCUGGGAAUUGAGUUUUCUUUGGUUGUUGCUUAUGGGAAAAAUGUUUUUGUUCAAAGACUUCUUGCAGUUAACAAUUAUUUAUGCAUACUAAUCUGUAUAUGGACAGUGGCGUCCUCUCUAUGAGCAGAACUGGAUUCUGAACUGGUUUCUCGGGGCACAUAACUAUAUAAGUGUAUGCUAGUCAUGACACCACAGACACAGAUCGAUUAAAAGUGGAAGAACCACUAAGCUAUUUUUAUCUAAACUGGAAAACUGUGUGAAGUGAACCGUGUGUACCUCAUUCGAAAAUGCCCCAGUUGAGUUUGUGUGUUGCCAUUUUUUUAUAUAUAUAUAUAUUUUUAACUCCUUAAUAAACGCAGGCGUUGGAAUAAACAAGUGGGGUUGUUAAUGCACUGGAGUGGACACGGAGAGAAGAGAUGCACGGUAGCUUUGAUAGCUUGCUUUUGUGUAGACCAGGGGUCACCAACCUUUUUGAAACCAAGAACUACUUCUUGGGUACUGAUUAAUGCGAAGGGCUACCAGUUUGAUACACACUUAAAUAAAUUGCCAGAUAUAAUUUGCUCAAUUUACCUUUAACUCUAUGUUAUUGUUGAUAAUUAAUGAUAUUUGUGGAAACACUGAUCACCUUAAUGAUUUCUCACAAUAAAUAUAUAUAAAAACAGACAAAUAUCCCCCCAAAAAUCGGUAUUUCUGUCUGUCAUUCCUUUGUACAUUAAUUUCCUUCUAUGGAAGGUUUUUUGUAGAGAAUAAAUGAUGAAAAAAAACUUACUUGAACGGUUUAAAAGAGAAUAAAACACGCAAAAAAAUGUCAAUUCAAUUUUGAAACAUGGUUUAUCUUCAAUUACGGUUUAGCUCGGUUGGUAGAGCGGCCGUGCCAGCAACUUGAGGGUUGCAGGUUCGAUCCCCGCUUCAGCCAUCCUAGUCACUGCCGUUGUGUCCUUGGGCAAGACACUUUACCCACCUGCUCCCAGUGCCACCCACACUGGUUUAAAUGUAAAAAUUAGAUAUUGGGUUUCACUAUGUAAAGCGCUUUGAGUCACUAGAGAAAAAGCGCUAUAUAAAUAUAAUUCACUUCACUAAUUCACUUAAAAAUUCAAAAUUCAAUGGAAAAAAAGAAGAGAAAAACUAGCUAAUUCGAAUCUUUUGGGAAAAAAAUUGUAAAGAAUUUAUGGAACAUCAUUAGUAAUUUUUACUGAUUAAGAUUAUUUUUAGAAUUAUGAUGACAUGUUUUAAAUAGGUUAAAAUCCAGUCUGCACUUUGUUAGAAUAUAUAACAAAUUGGACCAAGCUAUAUUUCUAACAAAGACAAAUUAUUAUUUCUUCUAGAUUUUCCAGAACAAAAAUUUUGAAAGAAAUUCAAAAGACUUUGAAAUAAGAUUUCAAUUUGAUUCUACAGAUUUUCUAGAUUUGCCAGAAUAAUUUUUUUUAAUUAUAAUCAUAAGUUUGAAGAAAUAUUUCACAAAUAUUCUUCAUCGAAAAAACUGAAGAUAAAAUGAACAAUUAAAUUAAAAUGUAUUUAUUAUUCUUUACAAUAAGAAAAAUAAAUGUACUUGAAAAUGUAUUUAAAUUGUCAGGAAAGAAGAGGAAGGAAUUUAAAAGGUAAAAAGGUAUUUGUGUUUAAAAAUCCGAAAAUCCUUUUUAAGUUUGUAUUUUUUCUCUAAAAUUGUCUUUCUGAAAGUUAUAAAGUAAAAAAAAUAAAUGAAUUUAUUCAAACAAGUAAAGACCAAGUCUUUCAAAUAUUUUCUUGGAUUUUCAAAUUCUAUUUGAGUUUUGUCUCUCUUAGAAUUAAAAAUGUCCAGCAAAGCGAGACCAGCUUGCUAGUAAAUAAAUACAAUUUAAAAAAAAUAGAGGCAGCUCACUGGUAAGUGCUGCUAUUUGAGUUAUUUUUAGAACAGGCCAGCGGGCGACUCAUCUGCCCGCGGACACCAGGUUGGUGACCCCUGGUGCACACUAUCCAAUAUUUGUUUGCGUAAAUUCAAGCACCACAAACGCUGUGUUCCGUCUUCACUGUUGUACUUGCUGUAAACUAUUAACAACAUUUGUAAAAGACGCAGGGGCUAACAGUAUUUUAUACACUAAAGACCAACAUUGGCUAAAUGUAAAAGAUGCAUGACUGCAGCAGCUGUUCCCUGAUCAGAUGCACGUGGCGGUAAAACCAAACGCUUCACAUCUUUUUUCCACCACAGAGCCUACCUCACUUCAAUCCAUCCAUCACUGACUCAUCACUAUCUCCACCAAAGGUCACUUCUGUAGAAUAGCGCUGAAAUCCAAACUGGGGGUCUUCCCAGCUAUGCAGGGGUUAGACUGAGGGUCUCACUUGUGACCAUCACCCAACCCGGGUUUACAAAAUAAAAUUGACUCGCAGUAAUGUUGAUCAUCUCCAAAUGUUACAUUUGUUUGAUGUCCCCCUUUGAAGGCACAUGUGGAUUGUUUACUCUUGUUAGUUUUUGUUGUUGUUGUUUUUUUUUAACACAUGAAUAUGAGACUUGUUAUUCCAAAGAGAUUUGUUUAUGAUGUACACAGCAAAUAAAUGAAAACAUGACAGAU